Prosopis cineraria is the source of this 1306-nucleotide messenger RNA. RefSeq lists its product as uncharacterized. NCBI's taxonomy places the organism in Eukaryota, Viridiplantae, Streptophyta, Magnoliopsida, Fabales, Fabaceae. The record is from RefSeq and is a predicted model, not a curated record. The coding region runs from base 79 to 666 and encodes 195 amino acids. The transcript is spliced from 4 exons. Gene Ontology annotation, molecular function: protein binding.
UUUGUUUCUUUGCAACUUCCAAGUUUUGGAAGUUAAGAAGAAGGAGAAUGCCACGACAAAGGAUGAACUGAAACGCGAAUGCGAGUCGCUCAUCGUGGGCCUCAAGGAUCGAGAACUGUCAUUAAAAUUAUCAAUGUGGUGCGGAAAAAGAAGGAGAAGAACACAUUGUCUUUUCAAAUAAUGGAAAAACUACUUCAGCAUGAUCCCGUUUCAGUUAUGCCAGUAAACAAAGACGGUCGAAAGAUUGAGACACCUCUUAUGAUCGCCGUGAAGAAUGGCGUGAUUGAAAUGGUGAAGAAAAUUCUGGAACUAUACCCGUCGACCGCUAACAUUGGCGAAGUGAAUGAUGAGGGAAAAAACAUAGUCCAUUUAGCAGCAGAAAAGAAGCAAACCGACGUAUACAAUUAUUUGGGCAAACAGAAAAUCCUCACUGGAAGUCUGUUUCAGCAAGUGGACAAUGAUGGAAACAGUGCAUUGCACUUGGCAGCCAGUUAUGGAUGUGAUCGUAAUUCCGAUUUUCCUGGGGAAGUACUUCUCAUGCAAUGGGAACGCAAGUGUUUUGCGUUUGUGAAAGAUUCAAUGCCGCGUGGUGUGUUCGCGAGAUACAACAAUAAGUUGAAAACCGCUGAUGACAUCUUCGAUGAAACUCACAGGGACCCAAUCUAAAGAGACAAAAAGUGGAUAACUGAAACCUCAGGAGCAUGUUCUUUGGUGUCGACGCUGAUUGCGACGGUGGCCUUUGCCACAGCCGCCACCGUGCCCGGCGAUUUCAAUGACAAAGGCGCCCCACACCAUGUAGGAGAGCAAGUAUUCCAAUUCUUUGUGGGCAUGUCACUCAUGGCCCUUGGCUUCUCUAUCAUAGCCACCAUUCUCUUCCUCUCCAUAGUUACUACUGCUCGUUACCGCGCGAUUAACUUCGUUAGAGGCCUGCCUUUGAGGCUCUUCCUUGCCAUGUCCACCAUGUUCAUCUCCAUUCUUUGUAUGUGGAUAUCUUUCUGUGCUAGUCAUUCCUUCUUGCUCGUCGAACAUGCACGACGAGUUUAUGUUUUUAUUUACAUCAUCACUUCAAUCCCAGGCACCAUAUAUGCAAUCACAAAGUUCCCAGUGUACUGGAAUCUUCUGAGUACUAGCUUAACCAAGGUUCCUGUUCCAAGCCACAACACCAUCCCUGCAUUACCCAAGCCCCCAGAAGAUAAAAAAUUGUGUUGUGAUGCCCUUACCAAACUUGUGAAAAUUUGUGAAGAUUGUGAUUGUGAGAAAUGAUUGAUCCCAGAAAUUUGAAACUUUUAUUUGGGAAGCUUGUUUG